Molecule: messenger RNA, 1859 nt
Organism: Bradysia coprophila
Lineage: Eukaryota; Metazoa; Arthropoda; Insecta; Diptera; Sciaridae
Biological process (GO): autophagosome assembly; mitophagy
Cellular component (GO): intracellular membrane-bounded organelle; Cul4-RING E3 ubiquitin ligase complex
Molecular function (GO): ubiquitin-like ligase-substrate adaptor activity; protein binding
Source: RefSeq, a predicted model, not a curated record
UCUGUCAUAAAAAUAUGACCAAAAAAAAACUGUACGCGGUAGUUUAUCGUCGCGCUCAAAAAUAAUGUUUUUUAAUUUCAUUUUGAAUUGAAUUUUAUCAAUAAAUUUUUAUUAAAUUGACCGUUGACGGAAUACAUUAAAUAGACUGAAAUUACAAUUAGAAUUCGUUCGAUACAAAAAUGCAUAAGAAAACGUCGAUUUGUGAUUUGUUCGUUAAGCGCCAAAUGGGAAUUUUCACCAAAAGAGAUUUUGACGACCUGAAGAAUAAGGCAUCCUUUCUCGCUGAUAGACAAAUUGUACGAAAUCAACAUAUCAAGAAUGUUCGAAACAUAACAGCAAAUGAGCGAUCAAGCUACGUGAUUGAUAGUUCUGUGAAUGGCUUGGCUAUAACAUCUCAUACGAAUCGUUGUGUCAGUGUCAUUGAUACAGCCAACAUGGAAAAAGUCAGGGAAAUCAAACGAAACAAGCGCACAAUUUGGACGGUUGCAAUACAUCCCUAUGAUUCGAGCUUAAUAGCUACGGGCAGUUUGGAUGGAAACGUGUCGAUUUAUAAGAAUUUUAAAUUGCACAGGAGUCACAACAAUAACACAUUUUUGCCGAUCGGAACGAUUACGUCGAUCUCGUUUCAUCCCACCUACGAUAUGGUUUGCUAUGCUAUACAUCACAAGAUUUUCUUAUGGUUCUGGGAACAGGAUGUAAAGCAGUCAUUGAAUGCGGAUAAGAAGCUCAAAAUCAAGUACGCCAAAUUUAAUCCGGUGAAUAAAAUGCUAAUAACGGGAAUAUUGCAUGAGAACGGAGACAAAGUGGACUACAAUAUGGAUCAUCUGAUUAACGACAAUACUGCACAAUCAGCAACGUACUUCCUGAUUGAACUGUUCAAUGUUUUCAAUUUGAUUUUGGACAAUAUCGAGUUCGUGGAUUCCGUAAACAUUGGCCAGUGCUGGAACGAAAUUUUUACGAAAAUUGUCCGGUUUGCGAAUCUCGUGGAAUUGCGUAAAGUCAUUCAGCUGAAACAGAAAGGCGAAUCUCGCAUCAAUUACCUGCAGGACUUUCGGGCAUCGCUAUUGAUUUUCAAACGGAAACUCAUCGCAAUCGAACAAAGUAUCGACAAUUAUGAUGGGUUAAUACGAUCUCUCAAUACAACCGAUAUUGACGCUGAACUAUCAGCAUUACGUAGCAUUAGCAGUAGAUAUUACAGCGAAACUGUGUUGCUUAAAAACAGAAGUGAUAUUGACCUAGACAUUCUAGAAGACGUUUUUAGGAAAAUUAAUGACAUUGUGAUACUAUACCAGCACGAUCUUCAGUAUUUCGAUCAGGGAAGACUUUUUUCGGCCUUCUCGCGGUAUCAGUGUAAGCUUCAAGUGUGGGACUUUGACCUGACAAAUUAUCCGGACUUGAAGCAAAGUUGGCGAAAUGCAAUCACCUACUGUUCGCUGCACAACGAUUCAACGGUGGACAUAUCACGGGAUGGCAAAAUUAUCGUUUCAUUCCGUGAACUGGCUAGCGGAUGUUAUUUAAUUGCUGCCUUCAGCCUGGAUAAAGCCAGUCUGGGCGAAGCGGUGUACACGCACAAAAUCAACAAAUUGGCCGCCAUUAUGUCGGUGUCGAUGUCACCGUCAAUGGAAUACAUACUGGUCGGCGUUCGAUCGGAUCGUGUCUAUGGAUAUUUUUUACAAAUCAGUCAAAAGCAAAAGGAAAUGACAAAAUUCGAGUUGUAUGAUACGGACAGCAGCGAUUCGAUCAGCUAUUUGAAGUGGAUGAGUCGACCGGGUGACGGCAUUAUUAUCGGUUACAAUUCCUUUUAUUUGCGUUUUAUCAGACACUUUUGAUGGAAUAAACAAUUUUACGGUAGAAAUUUU